Paramisgurnus dabryanus is the source of this 3344-nucleotide messenger RNA. RefSeq names its product plexin-C1-like. Gene Ontology annotation, biological process: regulation of GTPase activity; negative regulation of cell adhesion; regulation of cell shape. Lineage: Eukaryota; Metazoa; Chordata; Actinopteri; Cypriniformes; Cobitidae. Gene Ontology annotation, molecular function: semaphorin receptor activity; protein binding. Gene Ontology annotation, cellular component: semaphorin receptor complex; plasma membrane. The record is from RefSeq and is a predicted model, not a curated record.
AUGUCAUAAUCAGGACUACAGUUUUAUUGGUCUGUUGCGCGGAAGUCACUUCGCAUUUUACAGACGUGCUGCUUUCACUUCCACUCAUCUGUGCGCAUCUCAAGAGCUGUGUCGGGUUGCUGGUGAAAACAUCUCAUCAAUUCAUCUGCUGUGAAGGUUUACACGGAUUUGAAACAUGAGAGGGAACUUACUCGGACUGCUUUUUCUUUUAAAAUAUUGCAUUUGCGAGGAUGUACAGAACUUUGAUGGAGACAUCAGGGACUUAGUAGUUGGUAACAGUAAAUUGUUUGUUCUUACUGACCGUCGACUACAUCAGAUGAGUCACGAUCUAUUUCUGGAAAAGACAAAGGAUUUUAAUGCCACACAUCCGAACGUUACACUUCUGGUGCCUUUUGAGGCGAACGACACCCUGAUUACAUGCGCAACAUCUAACGGUGGAUACUGUGAAGUUCUUGAUCUCAUUGAUAUUACAAACAGUAUUCACUGGGAGAGCAAAUCUAGUGUACCACAGACAAAUGAGAAAUCUGUAGCAUUCAUAGUGGACAGCAGCCUUAAUAACAGCCCUAAUGGUGCUUACCUGUUGGUUGGGAGGAAGGACGAUAGUGCCAAUAAAAUGCAUACUGUUGUUACCUUGUGGAACACUUUAGAUUCUCAACCAGGCUCUAUUUUCUCUCCAUUAGACGACGGAUCAACUCCCUUCAUUUGUACAGAAAGACACAUAGAGUUUAUAGAUGGGUUUCAGAUCAGUUUGCUUAAACUUUCGUACCUGUUUCUUAACACAAAAACUGAGUCCGGUUGGCAAGCGUUUGCCCUCAGGCUCAACAAUGCCAAAGGACUCAAGAAAGACAUUCUGAAGAGCCUUACUGGAACAAUGUUAAAAUGUUGUAAUGAUAAAUCUCGUCCUGUCCUCAUCGCAUCAGCUCUUAUUUCUUCAGAUAAAGCUGUGAUCUGGACAGGUGUCUUCAGUGCGCAAAAUGAUCCAGAGGACACCGCACUCGCUGUUUAUGACCUCAGUAAUGUUGAUGGCAAAGUUAAAGAUUUCUGCUUCAGCGGCAAGACAUGUAAGCUGAGUUCACAGAUUGAUCCUACACGUCAGCCAGUAGCAGUAGUUUUCAAAUACAAGUCAAUGAGUUCAGUAGCAGCAGUUAGGAGUGAAUCCUGGAUUGUGCUCUUCAUUGGAACCAAAGAUGGACAACUGAUAAAGGUUGUGUUGGAUGAGAGUUUCAGUCCAGGCUGUCCCACAGUGCUGUACAGAUCUGAUGAUGAUCAAAAAGUGCUUCACAGGAUGCAUUUAGAUUUCAAACAUAUCUACAUAGCUCUGAAAAACCAGAUAAGAAGAUUGCCUGUGGUUCAGUGUGCUAAACACAGAUCUCUUAAAGACUGCAGAGAAGCUCUGGAUCCUUUCUGUGGAUGGUGCUCAAGUUUACACAUAUGUUCUACCCAGAAUGAAUGCUCAAACUCUUCAUGGAUAUCCUUCCCAAAAGGUUCUGUUCAGAAAAAGCUUUUUUCAUUUCAGGUCACAGAGAAAUCCAUCAGAGAGAUUACUCUACAUCUGACCUUAAAUCUGAAGAGCACACAAAAUCCUGCCGUCUUCUCAUGUGCAUUCACCAGAGGAGGUGUGAACCUUUGUGAUGGACCUGAUCCUGCUGUAGUUUUUCCAAACUGCUCCUGUAGCUUUUCAGAGCAGCAGCUGUCAACUAAAGGUUUGGAAAUCUCAGCUACAGUUACUGUUGAGGACCAGAAGAUCACAGAGACCCUGAUGCUGAAGAACUGCCCCACUAUUACAGAUAAUUCACCAAAGACUUCUUAUGCACAGUGUGUACAGUGCAUCACAGCUGGAUGCCAUUGGUCAACUUCUGACAAGCGUUGUGACUGGACACAUGGACAGAAUGUGGACCUUCUUUUGAUAGACCCGCCCCACACAUACACAACCCAGGCAACGAUGGUAGUAUGUAAAGAUUUGCGCUCUGAGGCAAAAGUGCCAGAGAUUUUUUCUAUAGAGCCGAACAGAGUUUCUUUCCAUGGCAGAAACAAUGUUUUACUAACAGGAAGGAACCUGGAAUCUGUCACCAAAAUUCGUAUUCAAGGGGAUCUGAACUGCUUUUCAAAAGAGUCUCCUGUGUUUAAUCGUUCGAGUGACAGUCUAAGGUUCCACGUUCCUCCCAGUGAAGCUAAAGGAACACUAAAAGUGUGUGCUGUUACUAAGGAUGACCGUUGUCAUGGUAACAGCAUCAUCACUUACAGUUCCCAACCCAGCUGCAUAGGUCUACAACCCAAAGUCACCUGGAGAAGUGGUGGAAGGAAAAUUUACGUGCAGGGGAACAAUUUGGAGUUUGUGGAAUCAAUCAUUGUCCAUUCCUCCAAUACAGAGCUUGAAACAAACUACAACAUAAACUCAACGGACAUGUGGUUUCUUAUGAACCAUUAUGAUGGCAGUGAUCCGAUUAAGUUGAAGUUGAAAGUUGGGAACGUCACUUUAGACUGUGCAAAUCUUACCCUCCAGCCUGAUCCAAAGUUCAUUGGGUUCGAAGCCAUACGGGUGUCUGACUAUCUAACUGUAAACAUUAAGAUAAAGGCAGAUAAGUUGAACCUGAGUAUGGAUGAGGUACAGGUAACUGGUCUAAAGGGAGAUCGGGGACAUGAGUGUGUUUUGGUGUUGAUGAAACACGAUGUCAUUGUAUGUGCUAUUAAAGGGAACCUCAACACAGUGGACUCUCUGAUUAUCAUGGUUGGAAAAUUUGAUCUUACCACUGGACAAAAUAUGUCAAAAUAUUUGAACAUUUGCAUGAAGAAUGGGUAAAGGAAAAAAGUUAGAAAUUUCUUUAUAUAGUCUGUGGUAGUUUAGGUUAAUAGGUCAGCUUAACUCAUACAUCACAUGUGUAAACUUGCUUAAUACAAGGCUGCUUUUCAUGUAACUUAGAAAAUCUUAGAUGCUGUGGAUGCUGUGUUUUCUAAACACCAGGUGGCGCUCUAUACCUACUUAUUAAGUAUACAGUACAUUGUAUUAAUUCAAAACAGUAAAACUUCCUUCAGUCUGCUAUUUAGGAGCUGGGUAGUAACUGUUUACAUGUUAUCUGUUUUACGUUAUACUCAUAAUCAAAGUACUGUUACUAAGCUUCCAUUAGAUGUAUUAUUAUUUUAUUGUUUAUUCCCACUUUCUAUAAAAUCUUUGAAUUUUUUCACAAGCUGUCAAUCAGUGGCAAGCCUGAUGUGUUUUAUAUGUGUAUUCUAUAUGUUUUUGAUGUUUUGUAGAGUGCAUGUAAUCCCCCAGCUCAUACAUUGGCUGUUCAGUUUUGUCUGAUUAUUGUAUCUGUCCCUAAACAAAUAAAACAGAUAAAUUAAUU